CUGAAGACGGUGGAAGAGGAAAUUAUGGUGAGGUCAAAGUAUUUCUUGGAAGACUACCGCCAACAUCAGGAAAAGGGAGUGCCUGUGCCGAAUCAGCUGGUUCCUUGUGUGAAGAAGUGGGGAAAACCUCAAAGUGGUCGAGUGAUGGUGAACGCAGAUGAUGGGAUACUACAAGAAGGAGGGAUCGGUCUUGGAGUGGUGAUGUGGGACGAGAAUGAAUCAUUCAUACUUUCAGCUGCGAAGAGAGUACACAGACAAUACACACCGGACAUGGCAGAAGCAAUGGCUUUGGUGAUGGGAGAUCAGCUGGCGCAACAAUUUUACGUCCAAAAACCAAUAAUGGUGAUGUAUUGUUUGCAGCUGGUGCAAGUGUUGACAGAGCAAGCUUCUUCCAGAUCAGAGAUAGGGGUGGUUUGCAGGAAAAAAAAGGAGAAUGGUUGAAGAACGACAAGGGAGUUUCUCCCAUGUGUACAGGGAGGCAAAUGAAGCUGCUCAUAUCAUGGCACAUGCACGCACAAGAUGGGAUGAGCGGGUGGUAUGGCUUGAUCAGUCACCAAUAUAUUUAGUUGAUAAGAUUGAAUUGGAUGAUGUAGCAGCAAACUCUGAUUAAUAAAGUGAAUACAAGUUU
Molecule: messenger RNA, 628 nt
Organism: Linum trigynum
Lineage: Eukaryota; Viridiplantae; Streptophyta; Magnoliopsida; Malpighiales; Linaceae
Source: the annotation of a GenBank genome assembly